CGACAACUGUCGGACCACUUCCCCCGCCGGAUAAAUUGGACAGUGUCCUAUCACUGCUCUUUGCUUACGGAUGCGAGAGACAGGGUAAAUAUAUAAACACUCAUAUUUGUACAAAGUUGGAGUCACUGCUUAAAAGGAGCUCUUACCAUUUAAGUGCAGCAUCCUCUUAAUCGACAUGUUUGUUAAGGUGACGAUGGGCAUCAUUCCAUCCAAUUCAGAUUUUUCACUCACCGAAGCCCAGAAGUCUCAAUUUCUUGAGCACGGCUUCGUCAAGAUCCCACAAUGUUUUACGCGAGACCAAGCAGCCGAGUUCACUUCUACAUUGUGGACUCGGCUUGGUAUGGAUCCAAAUGAUAAGGAAACUUGGACAGCUGAGAGGACAAAUAUGCCAUGGCAUCGCCAUAUUCCUGUGUCGGAGUUUGCACCUAAAGCUUGGGCUGCUAUGUGUGAACUUCUUGGUGGCGAGGAGAGGAUUUCGGACAGUCCUGAAUUUAGGGGGUGGAGUGAUGGGUUCAUUGUUAAUCUUGGAAAGGAUGAGUACAGCUCUGAUGAUGAUUUGGAUUUGAGAUCGCUGGAUGGCUGGCAUAACGAUGGAGAUUUCUUCGUCCACUUCCUCGAUAGUCCUGAGCAAGCUCUGCUUGUCAUUCCGCUCUGGAGCGAUAUUGAAUCCAAAGGAGGUGGGACAGCUAUAUGUGGCGAAGGAAUCAAGCACAUCGCCAAACACCUGUAUGAUCAUCCCGAGGGCACUAAUCCUUGGAUGCGAUCCACUCUCGAUCCUACCCACAGCACUUACGAAGGUCGUGAAUACUGGCAAUCCCUCGCCUGGGACAAAUCCAAGAUUCCCGACUCUGCUUUCCAAGAAGCUACCGGCGAGAUCGGAGACGUCUACCUCCUUCAUCCUCUGAUGCUACAUUCCGUGUCAAGAAACUUACUUCGCAUACCGAGAGUCAUCACCAAUCCACCUGUCUCGCUUAAAGAGCCGUUUUGUUUUGACAGAGAAGAUGAGAGCCGGUAUAGUCUUGUGGAAAAGAAGACUUUGAGAGAUCUGGGGAUGGAGGGUGGUUUGAAGGGAUGGAAGAUCACGAGCGAGAGAAAGCCGUGGGUUUCGGAGAGGAUUAGAAAGGUAGAGGAGAUGAAGAGGCUGGAGUUGGAAAGGCUUGGUGGUAUGAGUAAGUAGUGAGAUGGAUCACCUUACCGAAAUCAUUCUCGAACUUUGUAUUCCUAUUCUGACAAUCUCUUACAUUAUAAAUCUGCUGUGCAUUCCCUUUAGCAUUAAAUAUUUUACAUUCUUCG
Molecule: messenger RNA, 1293 nt
Organism: Cadophora gregata
Lineage: Eukaryota; Fungi; Ascomycota; Leotiomycetes; Helotiales; Ploettnerulaceae
Exons: 4
Coding region: 176-1177 (333 amino acids)
Source: RefSeq, a predicted model, not a curated record